AUGACCAAGGACCGUUCCGGACAGUCACGGCAGAGCGACGGACUAACAUGGACCAAUACGGCAGAGACAUGGACAGCCCCGGAUAAACACGGCGUCUACACGGACCACCCCGGACCGUCAAUAACCUGUAUGAAACAAAAACGUCAAAAUGCCAGCCAAAAAGAAACCAUAGUGGGCCUUCCAGUUCCCAAAAGGUCGUCACGAGCAGCAUCCGCUACCGAAGAAGCAACAGAACAACAGCAACAACAAGAAACAAGAUCGCGAUCAAGAUCCAGAUCAAGAUCGCCAUCACCUUCACAAGUACAAGCAUCAGCACCACCCACAGCUAUUGCCGCUAAGAAAAAGAAGAAGUCCCUGAUCCUGUCAGACGAACAGGAGGUGGAGUUGGCCGAUUGGCUCAAGGAGAACCCUAUGCUGUACACGAAGAGCAUGAAGGAAUACAAAAACACGGCAAAGAAGAUAGACCUCUGGAAUUCAAAGGCAGCAGAGCUUGAUCUGGAGUCCGGGCCUAUGCUGAAGACCUGGUACGAGAGCGUCAGGACGAAGGUCGGGAAGAUGUCCGACAAGAAGAGCGGCUCGGCAACAAAAGACACGAGUGACUGGGACACCUUCCUUAUGCAGAACUUUGGGUUCCUGGCAUCUCACAUAGUGAGAGUGAAGGGCAGACCAGCAUGCAGUGUGAGUAUAUUGAAUGUAUACAUUUAUAAUUUUUACCAAAUACUUACAGCGUGUUUUACCUUUUUGUCUUUGCAGUUGAAGCCUCGCCUGGACACGGCACUCCCCACAGUUUCCUCAGACUCAGAGCAGGAGAUGGAGCAUGACACCCAGGAGGAACCAGAGGAGACCGGUGACCAGUCUCCAGCACCAGAACCACCCACGUCCAAGGGGAAGUCCUGCACUGUGAGGGGAAGAAGCAUUCCCACCAAAUCAUCAUCAUCACAGAAAAAGACCAGCACGGCUGUCCCAGCCCUGGAUGACACCGCUGAGGUUGUGAACCUCAGCAGCUCGCUUCAGUCUCAGCAGGAACGCUCCAACGCUAUCCAGGGACAGAUAACAGGGCUUGUGUCGUGUGAACAGAGGUCGGCCACAGCUGCAUGGGGGACAUGGUUCGGGGCAAUGGCUGCAAACUUGGACCCGACACUUCUUCUGAGGUUCUAUCGUGCCAGCUUCGACAUGAUGUUGAGCUUUGCAGAGGAGUCCCGACAACUACAAAUACCUCAUACCGGACAGCAAUUCAUUCCCAUGAGCAGCAGCACCAUGAUCAGACUACGUUAACAACAUUGUUGACUCCCGUUCAGCAGCAACAACAGCAGCAGCAACAGACUUUCUUCGGUGGUGUCCGCACCACUCCUACGUGGGACACCAUGGGACCAACAGCAGGACAGAACGUCGCGUCCACGUCGACGUCGCAACCACCUCGCCCAGCCAGUACUCCAACCAGCUUGAACUCCAGCUUUCAACUGCCAAGUAUUCCGGAUUUCUCCAAUUUAAACACAACGCCGUCUCCUGCGGGUCGACAACCAGAUGGCACCUUCAACUGAACAUUUGUGAAUAUGAACUUUGAAAUGUGAUUUUUUUAUUUUUUUUGAACUGUGAACUUUAACUGCAUUAUGGACUAUUGAAAUUACUUGCGAUUAUGUUCAUUUGAUUUACCUGUUAUAUGUAAUGUGUAAUAAAAAAGUUUGUUUU
Molecule: messenger RNA, 1689 nt
Organism: Gigantopelta aegis
Lineage: Eukaryota; Metazoa; Mollusca; Gastropoda; Neomphalida; Peltospiridae
Exons: 3
Coding region: 1-1275 (424 amino acids)
Biological process (GO): regulation of transcription by RNA polymerase II
Cellular component (GO): transcription regulator complex; nucleus
Source: RefSeq, a predicted model, not a curated record